This is a messenger RNA of Conger conger (European conger), 3264 nucleotides long. RefSeq lists its product as uncharacterized. Gene Ontology annotation, biological process: negative regulation of DNA-templated transcription; negative regulation of circadian rhythm. Bases 238 to 1794 code for a protein of 518 amino acids. Lineage: Eukaryota; Metazoa; Chordata; Actinopteri; Anguilliformes; Congridae. The record is from RefSeq and is a predicted model, not a curated record. Gene Ontology annotation, cellular component: nucleus. The transcript has 4 exons.
CAGGUCGAGUUUCGGGUCUGUACUAGUAGCUGGGGGGGGGGCACAUCGGAAGCCUUUAAACUUGCAGGUAGGGUAGUUCACCACCGUUUCAGGUAUAAACCCCACGAAGAUGCCUGGUCCAUUCGGCUGGGCGACACGACUGUGGAGAUGAUACGACACAAGCAACUCCGUGGAAAAGGUAGCGCUAGCUAGCUGCUUGGCUAGCUAUCUAGCUAAGUAGUUAGCUAGUGUCCCCCGAUGAACGGCAGGGCGACGUUGGUGCCUGGCAGUUACCAAGCUGAACGAACUUGCAUUGGCAGGGGAAAAGCAGCUUUUCGUGACCCCACCCCUGUGAAAAGCCCCAGGAUGCCGAAGGAGCAGGCCUGCACGUUGGAGCGGGGGGGCCGCUCCUCCAGCAAGAAUGCCAAGGACAAGAGCAACAGCGCCGCCCUGCUGGCCUCCCGCGGCAGAGCGGGCAGGGAAGAGGAGGCCCGUGGGCGUGCCUCGCAGUGCAGCUCAGAAAAGGAUUCUGGGUACUCUGAUGCAGGGUCAGACUCACUGGAUGACCAGCGUAGCAGUGUGAGCGAGCCCCAGAGGAGAGGAGGGGGUGGGGCUGGCACCCCCCUGCCCUGCCCGGGGGAACUCACCCCCAUCUACAUCAUCAAGAACCUGGUGCUCAAACAGCCCCUGGCAGUGCAGUCCGGCUCAGAGCAGCUCCUGCCCGGUCAGCUGACCUGGGGGGGCGGGGCUGGCCACAGCUCCCAGGGCCCCGCCCAGCUCCUCUUCAUUCAGCAGCCGGGCCCCGCCCCCCUGCGCGUCCCGAAGCCCCCGUCCCGGAGCGGGGGGGAGAGGGGCGGCAACAAGAACGGCAACAAGAACAGCAAGGGGACCAUCCUGAGCUCCUACCCCCGCAUCGCACCCCACCCCGGCAAGAAGAGCCCGGAGCCGGGCAAGGGGAGCAGCGAGGCGGGCGUGCGCGAGGGGCAGAGCUUGAGCAAGAGGGUAUGCGUCGAGGAAAGGAGAGAGGCGGUGUCCACCACCUCCCAGAUGCACAAGCACCACCACCACCACCACCACCCCACCAAGCAGCAGGAGGGCCGGCCCCACGCCCACCCCCGAGCCCCCGCCAGCACCAGCGCCCAGCACCGGCCCCACCGCGCCCAGACGCCCCCGGGCCCCUGCCCCUCCGUCUCCAGCUCCCCAGGCCCCCGCCGCAGCGCGGGGUCCCCCUCCGUCUCCAGCUCCCAGGCGGCCGGGGCCCCGAGCUCCCCGGGCCGGCAGCGGCGCUUCCUGAACACGGUGGAGAUCCUGAGCCAGUCGGGGCUGCUGGACGCGACGCUGCGCACGCAGGAGCUGCUCCGGCAGAGCGCCGCCACGGAGCGCGACAUCGCCCAGCUCCGCCGCCACGCCCAGCUGCUGUGCCGCGCCGCCCGCGCCGGGCCCCGGGCCCCCGAGGCCUGCGGCCGCCUGCUGCGGGCCAUGGCCCGGUCCGGCUGCUACCCCGCCCUCAGCGGCCUGGCCCCGGGGCCGGGGCUGCGGCCUGAGGGGGAGGAGGCCGUCGCCGUCGCCGGCGCCGGCGGCAACUCGGCUGCCAAUGGGAAGAGCAGCCCGGUCGCCGCCCUCGCCGACCGCGACAAUGAAGCCGCCCCGCCUUCCCCUCUCCUUGCCCCCACUCCUGACCCGCCCCUGGAUUACCUAGAGGAGGUGCUGCAGGUCGCCCCCAGUCAUGGCCUUGCCCCCAGGGACCACAGGGCCAAGUCCCCCCCAGAUAUCAUCAUGCCGCCGGACAGCUCAACCAGUGGCUGCCUGCUCUAACGCCCAGCACGGAAUGGCCCUCCCCCUCACACAACGCAGUGAAACGCAGUGAAACGCAGUGAAACGCAGUGAAACGCAGUGCCGCUCACCUCGUCAGUUUCUGUCUUAAUUGGCUCUUGUUCUGGAUGCUUGACUUAGAUAAUAGAGAGGCGUGAGAAAUUUGAAGGCAACAAGAAUUGUGACAUGCCGCAUCACUGUACUGCUUCUUCUCCUGACCUGCUGGCACUUCACAACGCGUUCGCCUGCAGCUUCCUUAAGAUGGGUCAGUAGAUCCCUUAAGACGGAUCAGUAGAUCCCUUCAGGGAUCGUUCCUGCCCUCCUCGCCUUGUGUGAAACUGCUCUUGACAUGAUCCGGUUCGCUGAAGAAAAGGAAUUCUCUACUGUGUAGCUUCAUUUCAUUUUGGUCCAGCGAGAGUGAACAGGUGAUCAAUGGCAUCCUCUGUGGUGGGGUGGAGGGUCUCUCCCAACACUGUUCACAGAGCCGUUCUGUUUGAAACAGUCAGAAAAGGGGUGCACUGAUGAUUUUCAAGACCACACAGGGGGAUUUCAGGGGCCUAACCAGGACCUUGAGGUGGGAUAUUUGGCUGUGCUGUACUUUUGUUUUUUUCUUUUUUCUUUCAUUUAGUAAUUUAAUUGAGGAUUCAUUUUGGGUGCUUAUUAUGCUUCUAAAUCACACUUUAAUUCUUAAAGAAAAUAUGAAAGACCAUUCAUUCAUUCCCCUCCUAAAUUAAUUGCAACUGAUGUUCUCAGUAGAGAAUGAAGUGACAUACAGCCAUGGAUGUGGAAUAAAAUACUGAGAACGAGUGGAAGCUACAGCCCUGUUUGUGGCCAUGAUGGCAUCCGCCAAACCUGGCCUUUAUCCUGCCACACACUCCCCCAACUGAGGUUUGGAUCUCAAACUCCAAACAUCACAUCCAGGAGCAAGGCCACGAGGGAGGGUGCGUGGUGGGGAGAGCUCACAGGAGAGGUCAAACGGACACGAGCCCCACCCUGAGCCCCACCCUGAGUGAAACCGUGUGCUCCUGUACGCUGGACUGUAUGGACUAAGCCAGCUCCUGUCUUGGGGAAGAGAGCAUCAGUAACAUCAGAAGCCACACGAGUGCUGGCAGGUUUUUAUAAAAAUCAGUGCAGCGAUUGCCUCUGAACCUGUUCGAACCUUGAUUUGUUUGAAUUCCUUAAGACGUUCUUUAGCAAAGGCUGGCCACAUUGCCAGAGAUGGACUUGCUUUUUCUGACCAUUACUGCUUAGUUUUUUCCUUCUUGACACAACAGCCAACAAGCGGAGCGUCAGUCUCAUGCAAGACCAAGUUGCGCACUGUAGCUAGUUAUUGUUUGGAUUCCACAAAGUCUGGAGAGAAUAAACGCUUCAGUCUAUGAGUGUUUAGAGAGUUUGGGUGCAAGUCUACAACACUUCCUAGCAAAGCUACUGUUUGUAUACACAAAAAAAAUACAAAUAAAUAAGCUUCUUCUA